UAUCUCCCUCUCUCUCUCAGUGACGUAGCGCGUCAGUUUAGACCAGCAGAGGAGGCAAACAGGGCAGUCUGUCAACUUGUUUUCCCGGUGUGGACGAUAGAGUAGACUGCAGAAGCAGAACGGUAGCCUGCACUGCAGUAGACAUAUUUUGUUGUCAGAGAGUGUUUGUGCCGGGGCGCUGGAGAGGAGGACAAACGGAGGAGGUUGUCCGUGCGGCUGUCAAGAAAACAGGGGGAGCGCAUACAUACCAGAGGCACAGCUAUCAUAACUAAUUCAUUGUCGCUACAGACCGGUGGACAGGCUAACCUGCUAACUAAUAAGCCCGAAAGACUCACACGGGGUCGGUGUGGUGAGGAGUCACAGGGGGCAACAUGGUGGAUUACUAUAACGUCCUAGGAGUGUCAAAAACAGCCUCUCAGGAUGACAUCAAGAAGGCGUACAGGAAACUGGCACUGAAAUGGCAUCCAGACAAAAAUCCAGACAACAAGGAGGAAGCAGAGAUAAAGUUCAAAGAACUGUCUGAGGCCUAUGAAGUCCUAUCUGACAAGAGUAAGCGUGAUGCAUAUGACAGAUGUGGAACUGACAGAAUGCGACACACAGGUUCCUCCAACUCAGACUUUUCAUCAGAUUUCCCAGGUUUCACCUUCACAUUCCGCAACCCAGAUGAUGUGUUCAGAGAGUUUUUUGGCGGCCAGGAUCCUUUCGCUAACUUCUUUGAUGACUUCUCAUCCUUUGGAGGCAUGUCGUCUCGCCUCGGCCCGGGUCGAUUCUUUUCUUUCCCUUCAACAGGAGUCGAUUUUACCUCCUUCUCCUCUUCCAUGGGUGGUCUGGAUGGGAUGGACAGCAUGGGCGGCGGUAUGGGCCACUUCAAGUCAGUUUCUACCUCCACUCGCAUCAUGAAUGGCAAACGCACCACCACCAAGAAGAUAAAGGAGAACGGGCAGGAGAGAACAGAGAUUGAGGAGGACGGGGUGUUAAAGAGUGUCCUAAUCAAUGGUGUGCAGGAUGAAAUGGCCCUCGCUCUGGAACUGAGCCGGCGAGGGGAACAGUCCCGUCAAUCUCCUCAGAAACCCAGAAUCCAACACAGACCACCUGCCGAGUGUGACAGACCCCGCCCCAGCCCUCACUCCGCAGCCACACACCGCUCAUUCAGCUCCGCCCCAUUCUACCACUACGGAGUCGCAGCUGGCAGUGAGGAGGAAGAAGAAGAUGAAGAUCUGCAGAUGGCUUUGGCAUGCAGCUUGUCAGAAAUGGAUGCCAAGCAGAGAGCAACUGCUACCGACUUCAUAUCAGGUGCCGGGGAUGGGGGCGGAGCCAUGAAGUGCACAAUUGAUGGCUCCAAAGUAGGCAGGGUUGUUAAGAUUACCCAAUUGAAUGUGGCUGAUGGUGUAGGGCAGGGAGAGGAUGGGGGGCAGUUUAAAAAGGGCUCAGGGCCUGGUUCUUGGUCAGAAAUGGAGGGAAAGGUUAAAAGCGAACCAGACUUCUCUCCUGAGUCAUCCACUACUGCCACCACCACGCCUCUGAGCCAAAGCAGUGAAGAAGAGUUUGCACCUGCCAUGAAAAAUAGUGACGGCAGCGUGAAAAAGAAAAAGAAGUGCGGCUGUAUUAUGUGUUAACACAGUGUGUGUGUGUGUGUGUGUGUGUGUGUGUGUGUGUGUGUGUGUGUGUGUGUGUGUGUUUGUGUUUGUAGUGGGAUGCCUUAAUUUUUAUACUAACAUCCGCGUUUCUGCUUUAAGCCAGACUCUAAUGUAAUGUGAUUGCCAGACUCAGACAGUGCCUGAACCUAUCACAAUGCUUUCAUGCAGACUCAAAACUAAAAGAGACAGUUAGUCGGCUUUGACAUGAUGCCAACCCAGACAUUUCCAUAUCCUUUUCCAGUACAGCUGAAAGAUCAAAUAGAAUGCAAAGCAAUACAGAUGAUUUGUGAAUGUAUGUAAAUAUGCCAAAUGUUUACACAGACUGAAAAUAAUUUGAGGGUUGAGAGGGAUUUAGAUGUGGCUAAGUUUGUAGUGAUUUAAAUACCAGUAAGUGCUGUGUGUUUGUGUGUGUGUGUGUGUGUGUGUGUGUGUGUGUGUGUGUGUGUGUGUGUGUGUGUGUGUGUGGAUCAGUUGCGACUAUAGAAGCAUUUCAAUCCGACUCUUGCUAAAGGAAUGUAUGUCACACUUAGCCCAGUCCAAAACAGUCUUCGGUACUUGAAUAACUUUUUAAAAACUUGUUUUUAUUAAAAAAGCUCUUUAUUGGUCAGCUUAUACUGAUUUUUAGAAUAUGCUGUAUAUAGUGGCAAAAAGAUAGAUGAAGCAGUCUCACACUUUGCAAACACACCGGCUUUCUAGUCAGAAUCACUCAGACCGGCGGCCAAAGUAUCAUUUAAUGAAGUCCAAGCCUUAAUACGCUGCAAUAUCACGACCAUAUUUGGUCAGAUUGCAGAUUAGGGUUUGGCAGCACUUUAUGAGGCUGAAAGGCACAGUGUACAAUAUGUACAGCAUUAAGACUGAUUGUUAAUUACAGUCAAUAUUAAUUAGUAUAUACAUCCUUAAUAUUGGGAACCUUUUGAUGCCUUUGCACGAUUUGCCUACUUUAUAUAAAUGUUUCCUACUUUAACACCUAAAAUGUGCCACGUUAGAAAACAUUACGUUUAUCAAAGCACAGUUAAUGACAAAGCUAUACAUUAGUGAACAGGAGUGUUGUAAGGUGAGGAGGGGGGAGGAAGUGUGGUUAAGUUCAACUACACUGUGAAUGCUUUAAAAUGAUGUCCCCAAUCAACAAAUCAAUGCUGCGUUUGAUUUCCCUUGGACAGGUUUGAUCUGUCAAGGAGGUAAUGUAGCUGCCUUUUCCUUCCUGUCAACCUGAAGUGAAAACACUAGUUAAAGUAUUCUUGUAAUAAUCUGCCAAACAUGUAUCUUGAGAGGAGUUGAGAAUAAUUCUAGAUGUGGUUUUUCAUCAUAUCAUAACCCCAUCUUUGCACCACAGCAAGACAUACCUGCAUAUUAUCAGUGUAGUGAAUAGGUACUGUGCACCGUCCAGGAGAAGUGACGAAAAACAAACUGCUGACUAUGACUGCUGCUGUAGAACUGCUUGUGUGCAGGUGUGUUGUGUGGAGCGACUCUUAGAAAGGAAAACACUACUCUAAAUACAAGUAUUAUGUUAAAGAACACUUUUUUACUGCUGUUCAAAGACAUGCCUGUCUCAGUAAGUACCUCAGUGUCUUGUUGCUGGCACUGCCGAUAUACAUAGAGCACAAUAAGUGUGUUAUUUAGAUGUUGCAUAUUUUUCAUGAGUGCUUUCUUUAUUUUGUUCUGCAUGAGUUUUGCUUCGCUUUAAAGAAUAACGCUCAUCACUUGCAAAAAUGAGGCUCGGCUGAGUUUAUCAGUUCUCUUCUCAGUGCUGUUGAUGCCCAUGGAAAGGGAAUGAGAAAGAGGCAGAUGCUUUCUCUUAUUAAAAAACUCCCUGUAUUAUUUGUACUACCUUGAACUGCCAUGUGUUUUGUUAUUUUUAUUUUUCAGAUUGUUAAAAAGGAAAUAACAAAUAAAGAGUGACUCAAAGAGGA
Molecule: messenger RNA, 3547 nt
Organism: Eleginops maclovinus (Patagonian blennie)
Lineage: Eukaryota; Metazoa; Chordata; Actinopteri; Perciformes; Eleginopidae
Gene: dnajb2
Product: DnaJ heat shock protein family (Hsp40) member B2
Exons: 9
Coding region: 372-1616 (414 amino acids)
Molecular function (GO): Hsp70 protein binding
Source: RefSeq, a predicted model, not a curated record